AUGGGAUAUGAUGAUUCAGAAAUAUGUAAAAUGUUAUUUAUUGAUAUUUAUUUUCAUCCUUAUAUAUUUAAAAUUGAAAAUUUGAAUUUGGUUAUUUCAGGAAUUGGCAAAUCGAAUGAUCCUAAUUGGCAUUAUGCUGGAAAAGGAUAUCAAAGCUCUUUUGUGCAUAACUUUCACAAAAUUCGAUCAGUAUUUUUUCAGGAAUUUAAUCAUAAAGAAGCAAUCGUUAGAAUCUAUCAAAAUUUUCAAGAAAUUCAUGUUUUCAGUGAUACUGACCCUAAUACUGUUUGGAAUAAAAUUGAUUCGACAAAAGACCAGGCUAUGCUAAAGCAGUUAUAUGAAUGUGGAUAUCUUUGUACUGCUCCAGAAAACUAUAAAAAUAUUGCAAAUCAAUUUUGGGAUGCAUUUCGGGAUGCUUUGGAUAUUAAUUCUCGUAGAAUUGAUGGAAAGGAAGAAUAUUCACGUCAUUAUGCUCGUGUUAACGGUCCAGGAGGUAUCCAAUUAGAGAAGCCUAAGAUUACUUUAGAAAGGUUAACACCUGAAAAAAGAUAA
Racocetra fulgida is the source of this 552-nucleotide messenger RNA. The record is from the annotation of a GenBank genome assembly. Lineage: Eukaryota; Fungi; Glomeromycota; Glomeromycetes; Diversisporales; Gigasporaceae.